This is a messenger RNA of Amorphotheca resinae ATCC 22711, 2196 nucleotides long. RefSeq names its product glycoside hydrolase family 37 protein. Gene Ontology annotation, cellular component: cytoplasm. Gene Ontology annotation, biological process: trehalose catabolic process. Bases 1 to 2196 code for a protein of 731 amino acids. The record is from RefSeq and is a predicted model, not a curated record. Gene Ontology annotation, molecular function: calcium ion binding; alpha,alpha-trehalase activity. The transcript has 5 exons. NCBI's taxonomy places the organism in Eukaryota, Fungi, Ascomycota, Leotiomycetes, Helotiales, Amorphothecaceae.
AUGAGCUCUCCCCCGAGGAGGCAGCGCACCUCAAGUGAAACUGAUCCCUAUUCUGCCGCACAUAUCUACUAUGCAGAACCUCCUCCACACAGGGCGAAGAACCACACCAGGACACAAACAUUCUCCUCCAGCUCUGCGUCCCACAGCCGCCUUAUCAACGAGAGCAGGACGCCACGGAGACGCGGUAGCCAUGAUGAAAUGACAGGAGUCGGCCGAAAGUUCAAGAUCGACGUAGAUGCCACCUUAAAGGCUCUCUCAGAACAGGAGGACACGGAUGGGAACAUGCAAAUUACAAUUGAAGACAGUGGACCAAAAGUUAUGACGCUUGGCACAGCUGCCUCGAACGGAUACAAUAAGGUCGAAAUCCGUGGGACAUAUAUGCUAUCUAAUCUUCUUCAAGAACUUCAUCUUGCACGGGAGUAUGGCCGCCAGACGAUUGUUCUUGACGAAGCACGUCUUAACGAAAACCCUGUCAACCGUCUCUCGAGACUCAUCAAGGACUCCUUUUGGGAUGGUCUUACUCGGCGUAUCGACGGGUCUGCAAUCGAGGUUGCUGGGCGUGAUCCAAAGGAUUGGACAAAUGAUCCACGUCCUCGGAUAUAUAUCCCUCGUGGAUGUCCAGAGCAAUAUGAAUACUAUAAGCAAGUGGCCAUCGACCGUCCAGAAAUAAGACUUGAUGUCUGCUUGUUGCCGGAAAAGAUCACACCCGAGAGUGUCAAGGAAAUGAAUGCAAAGCCUGGCCUUCUAGCGCUUGCGAUGGAAGAGGUCGUGGACCCCAGCACAGGCGCUAAGACCCUCAAAGGUUUGCCUUUCGUUGUUCCUGGGGGUAGAUUCAAUGAGUUCUAUGGCUGGGACUCAUAUAUGGAAUCUCUUGGCUUGCUUGUCAAUGGCAAAGUCCACCUGGCCAAGUCAAUGGUGCAGAACUUCUGCUUCUGCAUCGAGCAUUAUGGGAAGAUUCUCAACGCCACAAGAUCAUACUACCUCUGCCGUUCCCAACCCCCAUUCCUUACCGACAUGGCCUUGCGAGUUUAUUAUGAGAUUCGUAAUGAACACGGUGCCUCUGAGUUCCUCCGAACUGCUAUUUUAGCCGCAAUAAAGGAAUAUCACAGUGUUUGGAUGGCUGAACCUCGAUAUGAUCCUGAGACUGGUCUUUCCCGCUAUCGUCCAGAAGGUAUAGGUAUACCCCCUGAGACAGAGCCGACCCACUUCACUCAUAUUCUAGAGCCUUAUGCCAAGAAGCAUGGUGUCUCUUUCGAAAGUUUCGUUGAGGGUUACAAUGCAGGCACAAUCAAGGAGCCUGAACUUGACGAGUAUUUCCUACACGACCGUGCAGUACGAGAGUCAGGACAUGAUACUUCUUACCGUCUCGAGAAGCGUUGUGCCAACCUGGCAACGAUUGAUCUCAACUCCCUGCUGUACAAGUAUGAGAAAGAUAUUGGAUUUGUCAUUAGACGCAUCUUCAAUGAUAAAUUUCCUAUUCCUCCAGAAUUCUGCGCCGGGUCAAUGGUGCCUGGCCAGCUUGAGACAUCGUCAGUAUGGGACCGUCGAGCCAAGCGGCGCAGAAUGGCUAUUGACAAGUACCUCUGGAACGCAGAGAAGGGCAUGUACUUUGACUACGACACCGUCAAAAAGGAGCAGUCAGACUAUGAAAGCUGUACUACGUUCUGGGCAAUGUGGGCAGGUGUCUCGACUCCUAGCCAAGCUGCCACGAUGGUCGAGAAAGCGCUUCCAUUAUUCGAGGCCGCGGGGGGAUUGGUCUCUGGAACCGAGAAGUCUCGGGGAGAGAUCUCAUUGGAUCGUCCGAACAGACAGUGGGAUUACCCAUACGGAUGGGCGCCGCAACAGAUCCUCGCUUGGACAGGUCUGCAGCGCUACAAGUACAAUGAAGAGGCUGAGCGGCUUGCUUACAAGUGGUUGUUCAUGAUGACCAAGGCCUUCGUCGACUUCAAUGGUGUUGUUGUCGAGAAGUAUGAUGUCACGAGACUGGUAGAUCCGCAUCGAGUUGAUGCUGAAUAUGGAAACCAGGGCUUGGACUUCAAGGGUGUCGCCAAGGAGGGAUUUGGAUGGGUCAAUGCCAGCUAUGUUUAUGGUCUCCAGAUUACUAACGCGCAUAUGCGGAGAGCCCUGGGCACGCUGACUCCAUACGAGCAAUAUGCGAAAGCCACUUCCCACGGAGCCACCCCGGACUUCUUCUAA